CAAAUAAUAUGGAGCGCAAGUGCUUUACGAUUGAUCUGAAGCAUUAAUUUGACGACAAGCAUUCGCUCAGUACGUAAGCGACUCCGCGCCAAGACGGAGCUUAGCUUUUUAAGACAGUGUUUAGCGGUUUUGUGGUGAAAAAUAAGUGUGAAUGCGGUGCCAAAGUGAUUAUUUAUUUAUGCAAUAAUAUCAAUCAGUAUAUGUACUUUAGCCAUACAUAUACACACACAAGAUGAAAGUCAAGUGCACAAGUUUAUCUUCGCCGCGGAUCACAAUGAAAGUGAAAACAUUGCGGCAACUAUUUUUGCCCACACUGCUAGUACUAAGCGCGCUCACAACGAGCAGUGCAAAACCCACGGAUAUAGCAAGCGAAGUGAUAGCCGCCAAUAUCACGACAGCAGACGACAGUUCACAGCACCCAACUGCAAAUCUCAUUCUAAGUGUCGCCGAUAAUGAGACAGCAGCGACUACAGAGCAGUCUGCAGCGAAUGCAGUGAAUGCCGCGUAUAAUGGACUGAACGAAAUCGAAAGCGAAUAUCGUGCCGAAUAUGCCAAGAAAAUGCUAACCUAUAUGAAUCAUUCCGUUGAACCGUGCGAUGACUUCUAUGAGUAUGCCUGUGGCAAUUGGAAGAAUGUGAUGACCGAACAUCAAUCGCAACAUAAACGCAGUAAUCUGAUUGAUAUAUUCUAUAGUUUAGGUGAGGCCAUACAACAGUUGCUCGAGAAUGAAAAAGUACCUAAGGCAGAUUUCCCAUAUAAAUCGGAAUUGAAAUUGGCCAAGCGUAUUUAUAAAGAUUGUGUAGCGGCUGAUUUGCAUCCGUUAAAGAAGUCCGAAGUGUACUUGGAUGUGAUCAAGUCGAUUGGUGGCUUUCCCGCCGUCGAUCCCACAUGGAAACCGGAUAACUUCAGUUGGUUCAAUAUGAGCGCACACAUGACCAAUUAUGGUGCGCUGGGUUUGAUUAAAGAGGAAAUACUGCCGCAAUAUCCAUUCCCGCCCUAUUUCAAACUACCCGAUCUGGGUUUCGAAUACAUCGUACACUCCGACAAUAUACACACGAAUAGUUCGAAAGAGUUAAACGAGAAACGUAUGCGUAAUUAUUUGCGUUUGUAUGGUGUGGAUGAUGAGCAGAAAAUCGAACAGAUCAUUGGCGAUAUUGUGAAUGUUUGGUCGGCAAUACUCAAUAUCACCAAUAAGUUUGAUGAGGAUAUGGCGAAAUGUGAAGUGAUGUCAGCAAUUUAUGGCGAAGAUACAUUCCCGUUGUGGGAUAGUUAUUUGGAGAUAGCAUGGAAUGGCACGACAUUCGAACUGGGCGAUGAUGAGGACACUUGGCCAUGUCAUUACUUUUACAAUAAAUUGGAUGAAGUAUGCAAUGAGCAUAAGGAGGCGAUAGCUAAUUAUUUCGCUUUGAAAUUCAUCUAUCGCAUGGAUGCACGUUUGCAGGAUAAGAAAUUUCAAACGGAACAUUGUAACAUGAUGAUACAGUUUGUAUUGCCGCAUCUGCUGGAUCAAAUCUACAUGGAGGAAUACUUUGGCAAUGAAAUCCAUGGCGAAAUUAGCGACAUCGUCAACGAGGUGCGCAAGAGUCUGCGUGAAAUAUUGGAGCAAGCCGAAUGGUUGGACGAGAAAACGCGUGAGCAAGCGCUGCUUAAGGAGGCCGCUAUCAGACCGCACAUUGGCAGUUUUGAGAAUAAGAAUUUAACCGAUCGUUUGAUACGAGAAAUCAACCAGUUCAACUUUGUGGAAGACAAUUAUGAACUAAAUUUGGUCAACUUAUACAAAUUCCGUACAAUGCAGCGACGUUUCAACGGACUACAUCACAAGGAAUAUGACAACAACACAAUGAAACCGCUGGAGCUGCUCAAGGGUAUACAAGUGAAUGCCUUUUACUACAACGUCGAUAAUUCGAUUUAUGUAAUGGCUGGCAUUUUACAUCCGCCCGCCUAUCAUAAGGCAUGGCCAGCGGCAUUAAAAUUCGGCACCAUUGGCUAUUUGGUGGGGCACGAGUUUACACAUGGCUUCGAUUCGGUGGGUGCGCAUUACAAUAGCGUUGGUGCGGAGAAUUACUGGUGGUCGGAGAAGGCGGGCAAGGUGUUCAACGAGCGCGAAGAGUGUUUUGUCAAUCAAUACAAUGGCUAUGAGAUAGCGGAAAUCAAACGUAAUGUGGAUGGUAAUCAGACAAAAGACGAAAAUAUUGCCGAUAGUGGUGGCUUGCGUGAGGCAUUGUCUGCCUAUCACAGGCAUGUGAAGGAAUUAAACUUAUCGCCAAAGGAAGAACAGAUGCCCGGUCUGGAUCUAACACCCGAACAGCUGUACUUUGUGGGCUUUGCACAACUCUGGUGUGCUUCGUACAAGGAGAAGCACUACUGGGAGGAGUUGAAGAAUGAGCAUACAGUGGACAAAUUCCGUGUCUUGGGCGCCGUAACGAAUAUUGAAGAUUUUAGCAAAGCCUACAAUUGUCCGGUGGGUAGUAAAAUGAAUCCAACCAAAGACAAAUGCCGCGUAUGGUAGCUUUAUAUCUCUUAAAUGUUUUAUAAUAAUACGUCAAAUUUCGUAUGUAGCUUUAUAUAUGUGUGGAUGGAACUUUUUGAAACUUUACAAUGUUUAAUAAUAAAAAAAAACUACUUAUAACCAUUCAUACAUAGCAUACAUAAUAGAUAUCGAUUUAUAUAUGCUUGUAAAUAAAUUCAAAAAAAUUUUUACUUAGGGAAAUCAAAUAAAAUUUUUGUUACUAAAACCGGCUAAAAGAGUAAAGCUUUAUGUGAACGACCGUUAAUGCAAAUAAACGAGUGUUGUGGUCUCAAAGCGUGUGUGUCAUCAAUCUGGUUUUAGUAAUUAAACUGCCAAAUCUUAGAACUUAGUCGCCUACUGGAAUUGGUUUAUAAUAUAGAAAUGUUUAUACGUUACAUAUAUAAUGUUUACUUUCAAAAAAAACAAUAAUUAAAUGAGCAAAUGCAUUGCAUUAACAAUAUGUUAAGUGGAAAUAACAAGAAAAAAAUUUUAUAUAAUAUAUGUACGUAUUUGAGUUAAAUUGUGAUGGGUCAUAACCCCAUAAGUUUACAGACAUGCUUUUUGUUGUUUAAUAUUUGUAGAAUAAUGCAUUCUCAUUAUGAGUAGAUGUGCUAAUGGCAUCUUGCACAUUCAUAUAUACAGUUAUUAUUAAAAGGUCUGUUUACUUUUCAGAUGUUGAUUCAAAAAAAGCUAAAGCACUUUUUUACUUUGAAACGCAAGUGAAAACUUUUUUUUUGUUCAAAACUACGAAUUCUUCAAGAAUGACUAAAGUCAUUUUGGAGACGAACUGUUAUAAUUUAUAAUUAUAAAUAAAGUCUUCUCCAUUUCAUUUAUGA
This is a messenger RNA of Zeugodacus cucurbitae (melon fly), 3345 nucleotides long. Its product is annotated as neprilysin-4. Bases 233 to 2509 code for a protein of 758 amino acids. The transcript has 3 exons. Gene Ontology annotation, cellular component: plasma membrane. NCBI's taxonomy places the organism in Eukaryota, Metazoa, Arthropoda, Insecta, Diptera, Tephritidae. Gene Ontology annotation, molecular function: metalloendopeptidase activity. The record is from RefSeq and is a predicted model, not a curated record. Gene Ontology annotation, biological process: protein processing.